AUGGACGUGGAGGUGGCCGCCGGAGCUGCCGAGGAGAAGGGCGACCCGGCCCCGCCGGGCGGCUUCCAGGUCUACAAGAGGCGCUGGCUGGUGCUGGCCGCCGUCUGCCUGCUCAAUUGCUCCAAUGCCAUGCUCUGGUUGACAUUUGCUCCAGUGGCUGAUAAAACAGCCGAACACUUCCACAUUACACUGGAUACGGUCAACUGGCUCUCUCUUGUGUACCUGGUGAUAUCCGUUCCGUUCGGGCUGGUAGCCAUAUGGAUGCUGGACACCCUUGGACUUAAAUGUGUUGUGAUACUCUGUGCCUGGCUGAACAUGGUGGGAAGCAUUGUUCGUGCACUCAGCAUCGUUGAUGUCCUGAGCCUAGGUUCCUUCAAUGUUGUCUACUUGCUCGUGGGACAGUGCCUCUGUGCUAUGGCUCAGCCACUCAUUAUAUUUGCGCCAACCAAGCUGGCCGCCUUAUGGUUCCCUGAUCACCAGAGAGCCACCGCUAAUAUGAUUGGCUCAAUGUCCAAUCCAUUGGGCAUUCUUAUAGCUAACAUACUGUCUCCUGCUCUUGUGCACGAAGGAAAAGAUAUCCGUUUAACGCUCGGAGUGUACGCAGGGCCUGCCAUCUUCGCCUGUGUUUUAGCCAUGGUGGCGAUUCGCAAAAAGGAGCCUCCGACACCCCCAUCGCCCAGUGCCAGUCAGUCUAAUUCCCAGUCGGUGUUUGCAGGUUUGAAGAUGCUCCUUAAAAACAAGCCUUACCUCGUUCUGGCGUUUUGCGUUGGAGGAGGGGUAGCGCUCUUCACCUGUUACAGCACUUUGCUGGAACAGAUCCUGUGUGUAAUGGGAUAUUCAAACUUCUUUGCAGGCCUGUGUGGUGCCUUGUUCACCGUUUCCGGAUUAAUUGGUGCCUUCUUACUUGGGCUCUAUGUGGACAGGACAAAGAAAUUUAUAGAAUCCACCAAGAUUGGCAUGUGUUUAUCUGCACUGUCUAGCAUCGCAUUUGCAGUGGUGUCUCAGUUUAGGAACCAGGCCUACGCAUUGGCGGCGAUCAGCUCUGUCUUUGGUUUCUUUGGAUUUGCCAUCUAUCCCGCUUCAAUGGAACUCGCUGUGGAAUGUUCUUACCCUGUGGGAGAAGGGACAUCGUCCGGGCUGAUUUUUGUCGCUAGCCAGAUCCUCGGAGUUAUUUUUAUGGUCUUGCUCCAAAGCCUGGCUGUGGAGACAAAAAACGCCCCAUUCUCUACUUGCACAUUAGCUCAAGGAGGAGCCCUGGAUUGGUCAACUCCGUCGCUGGUGCUAGCGGGACUCUGCAGCCUGCUAGCCUGUUUCUACGUGGUGGGUUUCCAUUCCAGCUACAGGAGGAUCUACGCAGAGAUGUCAAACAGCUGUUCAAUCAACAAAGCAGACGAUUACAUUACAGAAGCUGGACAGAAAGAAAAAGAGACUGAUUGAACUGUGGACUCA
This is a messenger RNA of Euleptes europaea (tarantolino), 1449 nucleotides long. RefSeq names its product solute carrier family 49 member 3 (gene SLC49A3). The transcript is spliced from 10 exons. The coding region runs from base 1 to 1437 and encodes 478 amino acids. Gene Ontology annotation, cellular component: membrane. The record is from RefSeq and is a predicted model, not a curated record. Gene Ontology annotation, biological process: transmembrane transport. NCBI's taxonomy places the organism in Eukaryota, Metazoa, Chordata, Lepidosauria, Squamata, Sphaerodactylidae. Gene Ontology annotation, molecular function: transmembrane transporter activity.